Guyanagaster necrorhizus is the source of this 471-nucleotide messenger RNA. RefSeq lists its product as uncharacterized. Lineage: Eukaryota; Fungi; Basidiomycota; Agaricomycetes; Agaricales; Physalacriaceae. The record is from RefSeq and is a predicted model, not a curated record. The transcript has 6 exons. Bases 1 to 471 code for a protein of 156 amino acids.
AUGAAAAAGGGAAGUGGCAAGGGGAAGAAAGAGGAUGAGGAAAUUGCAAUGAUGUGGACUGACUUUAUAUUUCUGAGGAACAAAGGCAAUUUUGGUACCACCAAAGGCAAGGCCAUUGUCUCUUGCAUAGAUGACAUUCAAAGGCACAAAGUGGAAAUCCAGCAGAUUGAGAGGGAGCAAGAGGCAUGGCCACAUGAAGUCAAGCAGACAGGUGGAGGAUAUAGUCAUGAGGAACAUCAAUAUAGAGUUUCAACUGAAUCUCAUAGUCAGAAAACCCAGCUACAGCAGCUGAUGAUGCAGCUUCAUGCUAAAAACUAUGGUCAGAGAAACUGGAUGAGUCCAGCCCAAAAAGAGCAAGAUGAUUCUUCAAAGAAGUGUAAGAUGAAUGUGGAAUGGGUGAUCAAAGUCAGACAGGAACUGAAUGGUAUCCCUGAUAAUGUGCACUGCAGGAUUGAAAACUUCAUUGUCUGA